Molecule: messenger RNA, 2628 nt
Organism: Truncatella angustata
Lineage: Eukaryota; Fungi; Ascomycota; Sordariomycetes; Amphisphaeriales; Sporocadaceae
Product: armadillo-type protein
Exons: 6
Coding region: 1-2628 (875 amino acids)
Biological process (GO): protein import into nucleus
Cellular component (GO): cytoplasm; nucleus
Molecular function (GO): nuclear import signal receptor activity; small GTPase binding
Source: RefSeq, a predicted model, not a curated record
AUGGCUGAAAACGGGGACAUCAACACCGUCCUCAGCAACUCGCUGUCGCCUGAUGCGACUACGCGAAGCUCCGCCGAGCAACAGCUUACCCAGGCUGCCGAGAACAACUUUCCCCUAUACCUAGCAACUCUCGUUCAGGCGCUAGCAGACGACAAUGUCGAGGGCCAAAUCCGAGUAGCCGCAGGUCUUGCCCUCAAGAACGCCUUCACAGCCCGCGAGUUCGCCAGACAACACGAACUUCAAGGAAAAUGGCUUCAGGGAACAGACCAAGAUACCAAGACUCGCGUCAAGUCGUUAGCUCUGCAGACUCUGUCGUCGACCAACGCACAAGCUGGUCAGGCUGCCGCUCAGGUCAUCGCCUCCAUCGCUGGUAUUGAACUUCCUCGUGACCAGUGGCCUGACCUCCUCAGCACCUUGGUUCAGAAUGUCAGCAGCGGAGGACCUCACCAGAAGCAGGCCUCGCUCACAUGUAUUGGUUACAUUUGCGAGAGCCAAGAUCCCGAGCUGCGAACCGCCUUGAUCAGCCAUUCUAACGCUAUUCUCACCGCCGUUGUGCAGGGUGCCCGUAAGGAGGAGACCAACAACGAGGUCCGUCUCUCGGCCAUCUCUGCUCUCGGCGACUCUCUCGAGUUCGUCGGCAACAACUUCAAGCAUGAGGGCGAGCGGAACUACAUCAUGCAGGUUGUCUGCGAGGCCACACAAGCCGACGACUCGCGGAUACAACAAGGUGCUUUCGGUUGUCUCAACAGAAUCAUGGGUCUAUACUACGAGAACAUGCGCUUUUACAUGGAGAAGGCCCUCUUUGGUCUUACCAUCUUGGGCAUGAAGAACGAGGACGAGGAUGUGGCCAAGCUUGCCGUCGAGUUCUGGAGCACCGUUUGCGAGGAGGAGAUCAAUAUUGAGGAAGACAACGCGCAAGUCGAGAGCUCGGACCAGAUGCGACCUUUCUACAACUUCGCUCGCGUUGCUACCAACGAGGUUGUCCCUACACUCCUUCUCCUGUUGACCAAGCAAGACGAGGACGCUACAGAUGAUGAGUACAAUCUGUCCCGAGCCGCAUACCAAAGUCUUCAGCUUUACGCUCAAGCUGUCGGGGCCAACAUCAUCCCACCCGUCAUUCAGUUCGUCGAGGGCAACCUGCGUUCUGACGACUGGCACUUCCGUGAAGCUGCCGUUGCUGCUUUCGGCGCCAUCAUGGAGGGCCCUGAAGAGAAGGUUCUUGAGCCCAUUGUCAAGCAGGCCUUGCCGGUUCUCAUCACCAUGAUGGAGGACAGCAACACCUUCGUCAAGGACUCCACUGCAUAUGCCCUUGGCCGUAUCACCGAGGCCUGCUCGGAGGCUAUUGACCCCAACACCCAUCUCGAUCCCUUGAUCCGCUCACUGUUCGCUGGUGUUCACGAUGCUAAGAUGGCAAGCUCUUGCUGCUGGGCACUGAUGAACUUGGCGGAGCGUUUCUCGGGCGACUUGGACGCCUCCACCAAUGCUAUCACUCCUCACUUCAAUGCCAGCGUCACCAACUUGCUCAAUGUUACGGCAUCACACGAGGCCGAGACCACCGUGCGCACGACUGCUUACGAGGUGCUCAGUGCUUUUGUGCAGCAUGCUGCCACCGAGAGCUUCCCCGCUAUUGCAUCUCUUUCGGAAGUCAUCAUCAAGCGCCUGGAGGAGACAAUUCCCUUGCAGACCCAGGUUGUCAGCAUUGAGGACAAGAUUGCUUUGGAGGAGAUGAAGACCAGCUUGAACACUGUCUUGCAAUCCAUCAUUCUGCGACUCGACAAGGAGAUCGCACCUCUGGGUGACCGGAUCAUGCAGGUCUCCCUGCAGAUUCUCAGCAACACUUCCGGCAAGUCGACCGUUCCCGAGGCCAUUUUCGCCACCAUUAGUGGUUUGUCCAACGCCAUGGAAGAAGAUUUUGUCAAGUACAUGGAUGCAUUCACUCCUUUCUUGUACAACGCUCUUAACAACGCCGAUGAACCCAGCUUGUGCGCCAUGGCCAUCGGUCUUGUAAGCGACAUUACGCGCUCGAUGAAUGAGCGUGCCCAACCUUACUGCGACAGCUUCAUGAACUACCUGCUCAACAACCUGAGGAGCCCUGCGUUGGGCAAUCAGUUCAAGCCUGCCAUCUUGCAGUGCUUUGGUGACAUUGCCAAUGCUAUUGGAGGUCACUUUGAGACCUACCUAUCAGUCGUCGCUCAAGUGUUGCAGCAAGCUGCGACUGUUACUGCUAGCUCUGACAGCAGUUACGAGAUGUACGACUACGUCAUCUCGUUGAGAGAAGGAAUCAUGGACGCGUGGGGCGGUAUCAUUGGUGCCAUGAAGAUCAGCAACAAGACUCAAGCCCUGCAGCCUUACGUGCAGUCUAUCUUCCAGUUGCUCAACCUGAUCUCACAAGACAUGAACCGUAGCGAGGCAUUGAUGCGAUCAUCUAUGGGAGUUAUCGGUGAUCUUGCUGACGCUUACCCCGGUGGUGAGCUUGUCGAUGCUUUCCGACAAGAUUGGUUGACUACUAUGAUCAAGGAGACCAAGACCAACCGCGAGUUCCAGUCACGCACCAUUGACACUGCUCGAUGGGCUCGAGAGCAAGUCAAGCGUCAACUUGGUGGCCAGCAAUCGACUAUGCAGACUUGA